This is a messenger RNA of Trichomycterus rosablanca, 1634 nucleotides long. RefSeq names its product RAB13, member RAS oncogene family (gene rab13). Lineage: Eukaryota; Metazoa; Chordata; Actinopteri; Siluriformes; Trichomycteridae. Gene Ontology annotation, cellular component: synaptic vesicle; trans-Golgi network transport vesicle; plasma membrane. Gene Ontology annotation, molecular function: GTPase activity; GTP binding. The record is from RefSeq and is a predicted model, not a curated record. Gene Ontology annotation, biological process: Golgi vesicle fusion to target membrane; regulation of exocytosis; protein localization to plasma membrane. The transcript is spliced from 8 exons. The coding region runs from base 391 to 996 and encodes 201 amino acids.
AGGAAAAGUUCUCGGGAAAAACAGUUACAGUUAUCGUUGUUUUUUUAUGGAUUACUGUAAUACUUCUGAAGAAUUAAUACUACCGACAUGCCCUGGCAUUCUGACCGAAACUGAAUAACCAGUGGAACAGACACAGAACUUGCUUUUUGUCGGUAGUUUUACACCCAUUUAAUCAAAACGAGAAAGGAGUAAGGAAAGGAAAGUGGACUGUUUAACCGGUGACAGAUUUUCUGAGGAAGAAGCUAAAAAGAACAACAUAUAUGGAGCAUAAACCGAGUUAUGUUUGAGUAAUAGUUAACCAACUUUGUGCACGUUUGUGUUAAGUUAGCUUAGACCAAAGAAAACUCGACUUAUUUCGGACAACCCAACAUACAUUUCGGACAAACAGCUAUGGCAAAGAAAUACGACUCCCUCUUUAAACUGCUGCUUAUUGGUGAUAGCGGGGUAGGGAAAACAUGUCUGAUCAUCCGAUUUGCUGAGGACAACUUCAAUUCUACAUACAUAUCAACUAUCGGUAUUGACUUUAAAGUGAAGACCAUUGACAUUGAAGGAAAGAAGGUCAAGCUACAAGUCUGGGACACUGCAGGACAGGAGCGGUUUAAGACCAUCACUACAGCUUACUACAGAGGAGCUAUGGGCAUCAUUCUUGUGUAUGACAUCACUGAUGAGAAAUCAUUUGAGAACAUUCAAAACUGGAUGAAGAGUAUCAAAGAGAAUGCAUCAGAAGGAGUGAGUCGAAUGCUGCUGGGCAACAAGUGUGACAUUGAAGCAAAGAGGAAGGUGUCAAAGGAGACGGGUGAGAAGCUUGCCAAGGACCAUGGAAUCCGAUUCUUCGAGACAAGUGCAAAGUCAAGCAUCAAUGUUGAGGAGUCCUUCUAUGCUCUGGCUCGAGGCAUUUUGUUCAAAUCAAGCACAAAGCCGGGCUCUUCUGGCCGGGAGGUCAAAGUCACCAGCGGCACCACGGACAAAAAGUCUUCCAAGUGUCUUCUUCUGUAAACUCCAGACCCAACGCACUCAUGCACACCCCUGCAGUGCAGCAGUAUUACACACAAAGGGUUUCCAAAAGUAGUUUGGAUUACAAUAGCAAAACACAGUUGCAAGAUAAAGUUUGUGAACCCCUUUGAAAUUACCUGCCUUUUUUUUUUUUUUUGCAUUAUCAUUAUCGGCCAAUGUGGUCUGAUCUUCAUCUAGGUUUUAAUCCAGUCUGUUUUGGCCAGCCACCCCAUUGUAAGGGCUUCCCAUUUUCAUGACCCCUAACAACCUGGAUUCUGACACGUGGGAUAUUUUUCCGGUUUAGUGCCAUAACUAAGUCUGUAAUUUAUAGAAUGCUGGUCAGCUGCAGUUGCUGCUGUUAGUAGGGUUCACAUAGUUGAUAUUUUUAUUACCAUAAUUAUUGCCAAAGUGAGUAAAAUGUCAUGCUAAAAAUUAAUUAAUCUGAGAAAAAAAUCGAAGUGGGAUUUGAGCUCAAGAUAGACUGUAAAAAUCUCCUGACAUGUGCUGUGGGGAAACUUUCAUGUCUGUUUUCACAUGGUUAAGCAAAACUUUUUUUUAAAUAACUAGUAGAUUCUUCUUUAGCAGUAAUAAUGUUUCCUGGUCAGAUAUCCACAGUGGUGAAAAUAAAUCUUUUACCAUGC